Pteropus alecto (black flying fox) is the source of this 5101-nucleotide messenger RNA. It is a transcript of the gene RNF14, whose product is annotated as ring finger protein 14. Gene Ontology annotation, cellular component: cytoplasm; ubiquitin ligase complex. NCBI's taxonomy places the organism in Eukaryota, Metazoa, Chordata, Mammalia, Chiroptera, Pteropodidae. Gene Ontology annotation, molecular function: zinc ion binding; ubiquitin protein ligase activity; ubiquitin conjugating enzyme binding. The transcript is spliced from 10 exons. Gene Ontology annotation, biological process: positive regulation of proteasomal ubiquitin-dependent protein catabolic process; protein polyubiquitination; ubiquitin-dependent protein catabolic process. Bases 558 to 1982 code for a protein of 474 amino acids. The record is from RefSeq and is a predicted model, not a curated record.
UGGGGACCGCGCUCCGGGCGCACGAGUCAGCGAGUGCGGCCGGGCCGGGACUGCCCAGUGGGCCUCAACCCCCCAAACCUGGGACGGGGAGCCCCCAGCCCGGCCCGGCUAAAACUCCCCAGGGCGCUCAGAGGAGGAAAGGGAGGGUCCAGCCCGCUCCUUUGGGACCGCACCCGUCCGCCCAGCGUCCUCUGUGUCCUGGCGCUGGGGCAGGUAGCUAGGCUUGGGCCUAUCCUCCGGUUUGUAGUGUCUAAUGCAGGUUACUACUAGAUGCUGAGAACAAUACACAUGCCAAAGAUUUGAUGCUGGCUCUUAAGGAACUAAUUAAUGGUUUGAGAGGAAGUACAAGUUCAUAAACUAUUGUAAUGCAAGAUGGCAGGAUUUCUAUAGUAUAUCUAAUAUGAGUUCCACAUCUUGGCUUCUUAUCCAACUUCAGCAGUCUCAUCACCGGUGGGAGAAUAAAUGGAAUUUGCGUGAAUUCCAGACUGAACUGAAAUAGACUGUCGUAUUAAUAUAUUUUUCUUCUGGUUGUUAUUAACAGAUCCUCAGAAAAUUAAAUGUCGUCAGAAGACCGAGAAGCUCAGGAGGAUGAAUUGCUGGCUCUGGCGAGUAUUUAUGAUGGAGAUGAAUUUAGAAAAGCAGAGUCUGUCCAAGGUGGAGAAACCAGGAUCUAUUUGGAUGUGCCACAAAAUUUCAAGAUAUUUGUGAGCGGCAAUUCAAAUGAGUGUCUCCAGAAUAGUGGCUUUGAAUACACCAUUUGCUUUCUGCCUCCACUUGUGCUGAACUUUGAACUGCCACCAGAUUAUCCAUCCUCUUCCCCACCUUCAUUCACACUUAGUGGCAAAUGGCUGUCACCAACUCAGCUGUCUGCUCUCUGCAAGCACUUAGACAACCUGUGGGAAGAACACCGUGGCAGUGUGGUCCUGUUUGCCUGGAUGCAGUUUCUUAAGGAAGAGACCCUAGGGUACCUGAAUAUAGUCUCUCCUUUUGAGCUCAAGAUGGGUUCUCAGAAAAAAGUGCAGAGAAGGACGGCUCAAGCCUCUGCCAACACAGAGCUAGAUUUUGGAGGUGCUGCUGGAUCUGAUGUAGAUCAAGAGGAGGUUGUGGAUGAGAGAGCUGUGCAGGAUGUGGAAUCAUUGUCAAGUCUGAUCCAGGAAAUCUUGGACUUUGAUCAAGCUCAGCAGAUAAAAUGCUUUAAUAGUAAAUUGUUCCUGUGCAAUAUUUGUUUCUCUGAGAAGCUGGGUAGUGAAUGCAUGUACUUCUUGGAGUGCAGGCAUGUGUACUGCAAAGCCUGUCUGAAGGACUACUUUGAAAUCCAGAUCAGAGACGGCCAAGUUCAAUGCCUCAACUGCCCAGAACCUAAGUGCCCUUCAGUGGCCACUCCUGGUCAGGUCAAAGAGCUAGUGGAAGCAGAGUUAUUUGCCCGUUAUGACCGGCUACUUCUCCAGUCUACCUUGGACCUGAUGGCAGAUGUGGUGUACUGCCCCCGCCCAUGCUGCCAGUUGCCUGUCAUGCAGGAGCCUGGCUGCACCAUGGGCAUCUGUUCCAGCUGCAAUUUUGCCUUCUGUACCUUGUGCAGAUUGACCUACCAUGGCGUCUCUCCAUGUAAGGUGACUGCAGAGAAAUUAAUAGACUUACGAAGUGAGUACCUGCAAGCAGAUGAGGCCAAUAAAAGACUUUUGGAACAGAGGUAUGGUAAGAGGGUGAUUCAGAAGGCACUGGAAGAGAUGGAAAGUAAGGAGUGGCUAAAAAAGAACUCCAAGAGCUGUCCAUGUUGUGAGACUCCCAUAGAGAAACUAGAUGGAUGUAACAAGAUGACAUGUACUGGCUGUAUGCAGUAUUUCUGCUGGAUUUGCAUGGGUUCUCUGUCUAGAGCAAACCCUUAUAAACAUUUCACUGAUCCUGCUUCCCCGUGUUUUAACAGGUUGUUCCAUGCUGUGGAUGUUAAUGGAGAUAUUUGGGAAGAUGAAAUUGAAGACUAGUUAACUCCUACUGCUCAAGAUGUGGAAGUGAAAUGGUUUGCCCUAAUCUUUUGUUGAGUAUACAAAAUAACUUUGCAGGGUAUUAAGGGUACCAUUCACUUACUCUUCCAAUGUAGAAGAUAUGGAAGACAAGUUUUAUAUUUUCACGUGGUACUACUGAUUAAGGCACACUCAUACAUUUUUCAAUGUAACGUAAUUGAGAAAAGUAUAAGCCAAAGGUUCAGAAAAUGGAAACUAGAGAAUAUUAAAUAUUACUAUGUACCCAAAGCUCUGAAUAUUUAAAAAUUAAAUAUUUAUUUUCUUCCCUAAGCUUUAGGUAAGGAGAAAGGUCGAGUUCAACUUAAAGACCAUUUUCUCUCUGAGAAGCAUCCCUCUAAGACAUUCUGUGGGAGUCCCCUCAGUACUAUUCCUUACAGCUGGGGUGGGUAGAAGCCUUAUUAAAAUUGUACCAAGAGCCUGAUCUUAUUUACUCCAUGUUACAUUCCUUCCAACCUAAAUUUCUGUGACGUUAGUUCUCUUUGGAGGGAGCCCUUUACUCUAUAACUGAUUGGACAGCCCAGUGUCAUUUUGGUCUAUUGCUUUUCAAGAUGGAAAUUUAUAGAUAAUUUAAAAAAUAUUUUUUAAUACCACAAACACUAUGGGUCACCCAGUAUUUGUUAUUGGUGUAUAGUCCACUGGUUUUGGGCCGAGUCUGUUAUUUGAAGAUACUAGCUCAGAAGAACUUCAGCCGUGUUUGGCUUUCCUGGGCAGUGGAGCCUGGAUUUAGAACAACUUGUCUUUGCUGGCUUUCAUUCUCUAUUUCCUCCCUUUACCCUCAUGGUGGUAAGGACAAUUUUAAUAUUAACUCCAGCAGCUCACAUUUUUAUUUCCUCUGCUGGAAUAGAGGAAAGCCUGAUGUAUAUUCCCAAGCUGAGCAAGCUGAACGUUCUUUAAUUAUCUGCUUUUUGAACUCCACACUACUGUAGUUUAGUCCUAACUUUCUGAAAUCUUUUUAAAGGUCUUCUCUAAUGAGUUCUGGUAAUUUGGUUUUCCACCCUUUUUUGCAAUAGCACUGUUUGGGGGGAUAAUUUUGGCUUGCCUGGAUCCCUGUUUCUGGGUUUUGUUGGCUUUUUAAAAAAUUCUCUUUCCUUUGAUUUGGUGAGUGGCUUGGUAGCAAAAUUAAUUUAUUUUUAUUUUUUGAAAAAACAGAAGAAUUCAGCUGCAGCUGUGAACAUGUUCUUUUUUUCUACUUUGUCUUUGAAAAUUGAGGAGUCACUUUUGACCAUUUUAUGUGUGUGUAUCCAAAGAGUCAGCAAGGACUGACAUUGUCAAUGAGGAUGCUUAAUCUUAAAAAUAAAAAUAAUUGAAAAAUUGUCUUAUCAUUAGAGCAGAGCUGCUGCUAUGUGUUCUUUCACUAAGGGCUUCUAAAGUCUUAUUUUGGAGGCAUGAGUUAUGAGCUAAUUUUAAGAUGGUGAAAUUUUGGGUAAAGUACUUUUGUCUUUGAAUAAAAUGAAAGAUUGUGGUAACCUCUGAGUGCCCUAGAAAUAAGUUUGGAAAAGGUUGGUAUAUCAAAAACAUAUACGAUAAAAGAAAAAGUUUGUACCUAGCUUAAUUUCAUUAAGGCCUUUUUACAAGUGGGCUGAGAUUUACUGUAAAUUGACAUGAACCUUAUGUGUCCUUUUGGUGGGAGUGAGAGAGCAGAGGGUCCCUUUGCAAACUUCCUAGUUAUUCUGCCCAAAACUAGUUUGAAGAGGCUGUGUCUCUUGAUUAUAUAAAUGGUUUGGGUUUAGAACUGAUAAAUGAAAAAGAGCUACUAAAUCACUUUUUAAGUUAAAAUAAAGGUCUCGCUACUUUUUAAGGGCUUGCCUUUGUCAGUAGAGAUGUGCCUUGUCCCAUUUAACUUUUUAAAAUCUUUUUUUUACAUAAAAUAAAUGUACUUAAAAUACAUAUCCCUUCCAGUUGAGGAGAAGGAUAAUCAUGGAGAAAAGACUUGGCAGCCAUAUUCUCAGAUCUAUAUAGCACUGACAGCAAGGUUAAUUUAGUAGUAGAAGGUUCUAGUUUAUUAGACAUUAAUAUACUAGUUAUUUAUUUUUAAGAGAAAGUUAGAGUUAACCAGAUACGAUAAUCAUAAAGCUAUUUAUGUGGCUGCCAGCUUUAAAAGAGAAUUUAAAAAAUUUGGCAGGAAUUUUGGAGAUCCCACCAGGUAGUAACUUUGUCAUAAGUAUCACCAGCAGGUGGCAGCACUUCCCAUGUUAUUACAAAUGCAGUAAAUGGUUGAGACAUUAUUUCAUUAUAGAAGCAGGUUUAUUUCUGGGAUUUUGAUUUUUUUUUAUUGUGUUUUGUUAUAGUCUUUUAUACACAUUGAUAGGUAGAAAUGGCAUCUAAUGAUACCAGCAAGGUAGGAACAGCAGUAUUACCAAAAACUGUAAGGCCACUUAAAAUUGUACUUGAACCAUAGUUGACAUCUAGUUGUUACAUAUGAAAAUGUCACUCCUGAUAGCAGCAUUUAUCUGCAGCCACUGAAGUAAAGAAAAGAAGUUAUGGCUGAAGCCCCUUAGUAGAAUGGAGAAAUUGUGACACUGGUACUCUCUGGUAAGAGUAGCCAAAUAGUCUGCUCCCUGAACUUUUGCUCAAUAAAAAAUUGGCCAGCAGACCAGGCUGAGGGUUUGUAGUCAGAAGGUUGGCUUUGAGGAUAUUCUUAAAUGUUUAUGAUAAUUAUCAACUUUCAGCACCCAUAGUCUAGUCUUUGCCCAGUUACUCAGGUUACCUAAAGAUUUACCACUCUAAGGAUUCCUGUGUUUCUCUGAGUCAGAGGAUGCUUUGGAGAAGACUAUGCACAUUGAAAACUUAGAUUCUGAUAUCAUAGUUGCUAAGUACAAAAUCAGCACUGUUCUUUUCCUUGCUUGGCUUUCUCUUUUUUUUCCUUCAUUGAAUCAACAAACUGAUAUUAAUACAACAUAAAUGCAUAUAAAUUUAAAAGGUGAUUGUCUUAACUCAAUUCCAUUCCACCUUUUGCAACCUGUCGUGUUUCCUUCAUUAAAGAGUAUUCAUUCACUAAUUUAACAUAUUUAUUGGGCAUCUCACAAUAGGCCUUACUGUAUGUGCUGAGAGUGUAGCAAUGAAUAAAACAGUCAUAAAUC